GUAUUGGGGUGGACCGGAACGGGAGGUGCCCUGAGAUCGAGGUGGUACACGGAGCCUGGGGGUUGCUGUGGGAUCGGUGGGCUCCGGUACCGAGCGGGACCAGCCCUGGGAGUUUUCAUCGGUGUUGGGGAAACUGGGACCGGAGAGUGCCCCGGGAUCUGCCUGUACCGGGGGAGGCCCAGAACGGGUGGGAGAACGAACCGGGGGUCCCCGGUGCUGACGGUGGCCCGCAGGUGACCCCCGGUACCGAUCCGGUGCGCAGCCCCGCGCUGCAUGGACUGGUACAUGAUGAACUGCGAGCUCCUGGCCACCUGCAGCGCCCUGGGCUACCUGGAGGGCGACGUUUACCACCGGGAGCCCGACUGCCUCGAGAGCGUCAAGGACCUGAUCCGGUACCUGCGCCAUGAGGAUGAGACCCGGGACGUGCGGCAGCCUGGGGCAGCCCAAAUCCUGCAGAACGAUCUCCUGCCCAUCCUGGUGCAGUACCCCCAGGAGAAAGUGCUCUUUGAUGCUGUUAUCAGGUUGAUGGUGAACCUGACCCAGCCGGCCCUGCUGUGCUUUGGGAAGGUGCCAGCUGAUGCCACCUCCCGCCACCACUUUCUGCAGGUGCUGUCCUACCUGCAGGCCUACAAGGAGGCUUUUGCGAAUGAGAUGUUUGGGGUGCUCAGUGAGAAGCUCUACAACCUCCUGCAGCUGGACUGGGAGCAGCGGCAGGAGGAGGACGCGCUGCUGAUCGAGAGGAUCCUGCUGCUGGUGCGCAAUGUGCUGCACGUGCCCCCCGACCCCACGGAGGAGCAGCUGGGCGUGGAUGGCGAUGCCAGCGUGCACGACCGGGUGCUGUGGGCUCUGCACAUCAGCGGCAUGGACGACCUGCUGAAGUUCCUGGCCAGCGCCCAGGUGGAGCAGCAGUGGGCCCUGCACGUCCUGGAGAUCAUCUCCCUGAUGUUCCGUGAGCAGGUGAGCCGGGCCAGGGGUGGCAGGGCUGGGUGGCAGAGCCCCAGGGUGCUGACAGAGCUGCUGGCAGAGCCGGAGGAGCUGGCAGCGAUGGGACAGGGGACAGCAGGGGCUGAGCACGGGGAGGACACGCGGGAGCUGCAGAGCUUGAGGCAGAGGGAGAUGGCGGAGAGGAGCCGGGCACUGCAACGCACAUCCGAGGCAUUCUCGUUUUGUGGCUCCUACGUCCUGCAGGGCGUCAAGUCCAUCGGGGACAGGGAUGUGGUGUUCCACAAGGGGGCUGCACAAUGUGAGUCUUACAGCCACGACCUGGGCAAGGAGCCGCGGCGGCUGCCCCGGCGCCGGCAGCCCGCCCCCGAGGCCGAGCCCUCCCGCCGCUCCGCCCGCAACGUGCGGCUCUUGCGCCGCUUCUGCCAGGACUUCCUGCAGGACUGCUACAACCGCCUGAUGCUGCUGGUCAAGGACCAGCUGGUGAGAGAGAAGGCUCAGGAGCAUGAUGAGACCUAUUACCUGUGGGCCACCUCCUUCUUCAUGGCCUUCAACCGCUCCAGGGCUUCCGGCCGGCUGGUGUCCGAGACCGUGGGCGUCCGAGCCUUCCACUUCAUCGAGCAGAACCUCACCACCUACUAUGAGAUGGCACUGAUGGACAAGAAGGAGGCAACAACCUGGGCCCGUAGGAUGCCUGCCCUGAAGGCAUACCAGGAGCUGCUGAGGACGCUGCAGGAGAUGGAUCGCUACCCGGAGCAGGCGGUGAGGGACAGCAGCCAGGUCAUCAAGAGCAACAUCUUCUACCUGAUGGAAUACCGGGAGCUCUUCCUCACGCUCUUCCGCAAGUUUGACGAGACCAAACAGCCCCGGAGCUUCCUGAAGGACCUGGUGGAGACAGCUCACCUCUUCCUGCGCAUGCUGGAGCGCUUCUGCCGCGGCCGUGCCAACCUUGUGGUGCAGAGCAAGCGUGUGAGGAGGAAGAAGAAGAAGAAGCCUCAUGUGCCUGCAGUCCCUGCCCCACCCAGCGCCGAGGAGCUGGAGCAGCUCUGGGAAGGAUUGGCCCCGCAGGUCCAGGCCUGCCUGGAGGGUGAGGUGCCCCUGCCCGAGGACGUGGUGCCCUUCGAUGCCACCUCGGAGACGCCGGUGGAGGAGCAGCGGGCGGAGGCUCUGCUGAGGAUCCAGGAGUGCCUGAGGGAUUCCCGUGUGCCCCAGGCCCUGCAGCUGCUGCGCUCGGCCAGGGAGGUCUGGCCUGAAGGGGACGUGUUUGGAUCCGCGGAUGUGGGGCCAGAAGAGGAGACGCGGCUGCUGAGGGAGAUCCUCGUCGCUGCCCUGCCCAGGCACACACCCACUGAGCCUGAAGAGCCGGAGGAAGAAGAAGAAGAGGAGGACGAGGAAGAGGAGGAGCAAACCAUGCAGGUGUCAGAGAAGGAAUUCAACUUCCUCGACUACCUGAAGCGGUUUGCCUGUGCCCCCGUGGUGCGGGCGCUGGUGCUGCUGCUGCGCGGCUACGCCCGGAACAGCGCCCGCACCAACCACUGCGCCGCGCGGCUGCUGCACCGCCUGGCCCGCGACCUGCGCAUGGAGCCCCUGCUCUUCCAGCUCUCCCUCUUCGCCCUCUUCCACCGCCUGCUCAGCGACCCCGCGGCGGCCGCGCACCAGGAGCUGGUGACCUUGGCCAAGUUCAUCCUGGGCAAGUUCUUUGCGCUGGCGGCCACCAACAAAAAAGCUUUUGUGGAGCUGCUCUUCUGGAAGAGCCCUGCCAUUGUGGGUGAGAUGACCCAGGGCUACAGCUCCCUGCAGGAGGGAGAGGGGACCACCCGGAGCCGGGUGCCCCCCUGGACCCCUCAGGAGGAGCAGGAGCUGCGGGAGCUCUACUGGAAAUACAAGGAGAUGGAAGGUGGGGACAUCAUCGCUGCCAUCCUGGCCCAGCUCCCCUCACCUGGACGGACGCGCAGGCAGGUGGUGAAGCAGCUGGUGAGGAUGGGGCUGGCCAGCAGUGCCAAGGACUUCCCGAGGGAGAGGAAAGGCACCCGCAUCGUGCUGUGGACGCAGGAGCAGGAGGAGGAGCUGACGCGGCUCUUCGAGGAGUUCCAGGGCUCGGAUGACGUCCUGGGGAACAUCAUGAAGCACCUGACGGCGCGGCGCUCGCGGGCUCGCGUGGUGGAGAAGCUGCUGGGGCUGGGGCUGGUGGCUGAGCGCAAGGAGCUCUACAAGAAACGCAGGAGGAAGAGCCAAGGGCACGGCCCUGGGCAGGCUGCCCCAGGUGUCCUGGCCAUGCCAGCCCAAGACAGCUCAGGAGAGGAUGAGGACAGCGAGGAGGAGGAAGAGGAGGAUGAGGAUGAUGAAGGCCUCACAGAAGAGCGCUGGGUGCCUGAGGAAGGGGCUGGGCAGGACCUGGCGCAGCACCUGCAUCAGGAAGGGCUGGCCGGGCCCCUGCGGUGGCUGCAGAACUGCCUGAGGAGAGCAGCAGAGGACCGAGAGGAGGACGGUGUGUCCCACCCGGUGCCGCUGGUGCCGCUCACGGAGGAGAACGAGGAUGCCAUGGAGGAUCGGCGCUUCCGGAACCUUCUGCGGCAGCUGGGGCUGCGGCCGCCCGCCAGCGAGCAGGAAUCCUUCUGGCGCAUCCCGGCCGCCCUCACCCCGCAGCAGCUCCGUCGUGCCGCCGCCUCCAUCGCCCACCGUGACCCCCCAGGAUCCCCCCAGAACCUUCCAGAGCCCCCCAGGUGCCCCCAGGACGGGGCUGCAGAGCCGCUGAUGGCAGCGCUGGGAUCAGACUCGGAGAGUGAGGAGCCUGUCCCUGUCCCUGUCCCCAGCCCGGUGCUGGCGCGCACCAAGAGGCGCCGGGAGCUCGCCAGUGAGGAUGAGGAUGAGGAUGGUGGGAGCUCAGGAACCGAGCCACCCCCACCAGCUCCUCGCUCUGAGGAGGAUGAGGAUGAGGAAGAUCCACAGCCCCGGGGGAGGAGGAAGCGCAUCCGCUGCCUGGAAGAGGAGGAGGACUGAGAAGCUUCCCUGUGCCCAGGCCUUGUGCUGUUUCCUGGGCUUUUUGCAGAUUUUAUUGGAUUUCUGCAGCUUUUCUACAGUUUUUCUUGGGUUUCUGCAGUUUUUCUUGGGUUUUCUAGGUUUUAUGGGGUUUCUACAGAUUGCCUUCUGCAGGUUUUGAUGCUGUUUUUAAAAGCUGCACAACCAACCAGUUUCUCCACCUUCCCCUGCUGUCACCAUCUCCCUGUUUUACCCCAAAUUUCCUCCUUUUUUCCUCAUCUGUCGGGGUUUUGGAUUUUUUUUUUUUCUUCUUAAAACUUUUUAAAUCUAGACAAGGCCUAAAUAAACACAAGUGACUUUUGCCCUC
Messenger RNA from Melospiza melodia melodia, 4288 nucleotides. RefSeq names its product timeless circadian regulator (gene TIMELESS). Gene Ontology annotation, cellular component: replication fork protection complex. The record is from RefSeq and is a predicted model, not a curated record. Gene Ontology annotation, biological process: DNA replication checkpoint signaling; replication fork arrest; DNA repair. Lineage: Eukaryota; Metazoa; Chordata; Aves; Passeriformes; Passerellidae. Gene Ontology annotation, molecular function: DNA binding.